Messenger RNA from Eufriesea mexicana, 935 nucleotides. Its product is annotated as pyrimidodiazepine synthase. NCBI's taxonomy places the organism in Eukaryota, Metazoa, Arthropoda, Insecta, Hymenoptera, Apidae. The record is from RefSeq and is a predicted model, not a curated record. Gene Ontology annotation, molecular function: glutathione transferase activity; glutathione dehydrogenase (ascorbate) activity. Bases 210 to 935 code for a protein of 241 amino acids. The transcript has 5 exons. Gene Ontology annotation, biological process: glutathione metabolic process. Gene Ontology annotation, cellular component: cytoplasm.
UAACAAAAGAGAUACAUUUAGGUAUACAAUAUUUCAGAUCUCGUUCCAGAUUAAAAACAGAUAACCUGGACCAGAAGAACCUUGAAAUAUCAUCAGUAUUUAUUAAACCAUUCACGUUACAAGAUAAUGUGAAAUUAUUCACAGCAAAAGAGAAAUUACACAGUUAGUUAAAAAAUACUUAAAAACUUUCAACUAACGAGACUAGUAAAAUGAGUUCCAAACACUUGGCAGCCGGUUCAGUUGCCCCACCCAUUGUACCUGGAAAGAUACGUUUAUAUAGUAUGCGAUUUUGUCCAUAUGCCCAAAGAAUUCAUUUAGUACUUGACGCGAAACAUAUACCACAUGAUGUUGUUUAUGUAAAUUUGACUCAGAAACCAGAUUGGUUAUUAGCAAAGAGUCCUGUAGGCAAAGUUCCUUGUAUAGAAUUAGAAGGAGGGGAAACCUUGUAUGAAAGCCUUGUGAUUGCUGAAUAUUUAGAUGAUGCAUAUCCACAAAAUAAACUUUACCCCAAUGAUCCCCUAUCUAGAGCUAAGGACAAGUUGUUAAUUGGUAGAUUUAAUUCUGUUAUAAAUACUAUGUAUAAGUUAUGUAUCAGUACAUCUACAGACCGUGAUGUAUUUGAUGAAGCACUAUUAGAAUUAGAAUUUUUUGAAAGAGAACUUGCAUCAAAAGGUACACCAUUCUUUAAUGGUAAUUCUCCUGGUAUGUUAGAUUUUAUGAUAUGGCCAUGGUGGGAAAGAUCAGAUGUCAUUAGAAUUUUACGUGGAGAUCAGUUUACUAUACCACGUGAUAGAUUCAAAAGAUUGUUGGAAUGGAGAUCUGCAAUGAAAGAAAAUCCUGCUGUUCAAUCUAGUUACUUAGAUACUGAAGUACAUGCUAAAUACAUGCGAAGUCGUCGAGUUGGAAUACCACAAUACGAUUUGGCUACUGCUUAA